Molecule: messenger RNA, 2001 nt
Organism: Penicillium brasilianum
Lineage: Eukaryota; Fungi; Ascomycota; Eurotiomycetes; Eurotiales; Aspergillaceae
Source: the annotation of a GenBank genome assembly
CUAAGCCCUAGCCUGAUUCGCUUAGUAAAUGGCGCCUAACCGGAUUCGGGGUGCACCACAAACCUCCCCUUCUUCCCUCGAUCACUCGGUACUCGGUACGAUCACCCGCUUCAUCAUCAUCCCUUCGCAUUCAAAAGGCCGGAUCUGCUGAGGUUCUGCCUUGUGUGCCCUCUUUCCCUCCCUUUUUUACACAAGUCGAGCGCCUUCCUGCCCGGAAGGACUCACGCAACACCAGGCGUCAUGGUGGACGUCCGGUCCAAGAACCUCUAUGAGCUUCUUGGCAAUGACCCCGAGCUCGACCCUAACAGACCCCCUGCGCCCCCCGCCAAGGCUGUCGACCGUCCCGCUCCCCGCGUUGGCAAGCGUGAUGCUCCCAAGGAGGCUCCCGCGUCCCAGCCCCGUGAGAACGCUGGCCGCCGUGGUGGCCGUGUGACCGGCGGCAACGAUGCCGCUUUCCGUGACCGCAACGCCGGCCGCACCAACAACCGCCAGAAGCCCACCGAUGAGGCCGAGCAGCCCUCCCGCCCCCGCGGCGGCAACCGUGGCCGUGGCGACCGCCAGUCCCGCACUGGCCAGACUGACACCCGCAAGCAGGUCCAGCAGGGCUGGGGCGGUGAGUCCGGCGAGAAGACCUGGGAUGACGAGCGUGUUGGCGAGACCAUCGCCAAGGCCGAUGAGAACGAGCCCCAGACCCCCGCCGAGGAGGCUGAGGAGGCCGACAAGUCCAAGUCCUACACCGACUACCUGGCUGAGAAGGCUGCUAAGGACAGCCUCGCUGCCAAGCCCGUCCGUGCCGCCAACGAGGGCACCAAGGAGGACAAGAAGUGGGCUAGCGCCAAGGAGCUGAAGCACGAGGAGGCCGAGACCUACAUCCAGGGUGCCUCUGAGAAGGCCAAGCGCGAGAAGCAGCGCAAGGAGAAGAACUACCUUGACGUCGACAUGCGCUUCGUUGAGCAGCCCCGCCCUGCUCCCACCGGUGCCCGUGGCGGCCGUGGCGGCCGUGGUGGUGACCGCGCUCCCCGUGGUGGCGAUCGCCCUGCUCGCGGUGGUGACCGCCCUGCUCGUGGCGGUGAUCGCCCCGCUCGUGGCGGUGAUCGCCCCGCUCGUGGUGCUCCCCGUGGCGGUGCUCCCGCUGCUGCUGCUCCCCGUGGCGGCCGUGGUGGUGCCCGCGCCCCCGCCGGCCCUACCGUCGACGAGAAGAACUUCCCCAGCCUGGGCGGCAACUAAAAAAUGAACACUCCGAAAGCCUUCGGCCCAAGCGCUGUUUGAUCGCGUGUCUCGGUUUCUAAACUGGGGGCAUUCGCUCUUCUCGCAGACUGCCUUUCCCUGCUUUGUGUUCUCUUCUGUUUCCCACCCCGUUCUCUCUCUCUGUCUAUCUCUCUGGCCCGUUCUCUCUCUAUCUCUCUCUCUCCUCUUCUCUCCUAGAUGUGACUUCCGUAUUACAUCACCCGGAGAGUCGUUAUUCUAUGUCUUGUUCUAGUCGUCCAUGGGGGGAACUGUCGAAACUCGUGCAAUGGCAAUAAAUGGUGUGACGAAUUGAUUUCCGUUGGAAAAAAUUGUUCAAAUUGUUUCUUCUCUCCUUUGCUCGAGAUUUGUCCUUUACCUCCUUUCCCUUUAUUUUCUAUUCCGAUACGACUGGGCUUUCUCGUGGGAUGAUGGAUGACGAUUAGGAGAGGGCGGAACGGUGUGUGGGAAGGAGAGGGCAUGGAGGAUUCUUCUGUCUUUCCGGGAAUGUGCUCUCUAAAAUUCCAAAAAUUAUCUAGGUACCCCGGGUUCAUCGUUCUUGCCCCGUGGAGAGGGGAUGGAGAUGAUCAUCCGGGGUCUAUGUGUGUCUUGUGCUCUCUUGACCUUUUUUUUUCUUAUGUUCCUACCUUCGGAUGUGGAAGGUGUGCAAACGUGAAUUGGAUGAACUGAAAUUUCAAUUGGGCUCUCCCAUGUAGUUUACCUGUAGAUCUGGAAGUUGUAGAAUGUCUGUCAGAACAUCAACGUAGUACCUCAAGG